CAGUGUGGAUCGAAAAAAAAAUGGAGUGGUCCAACGACCUCGUCUUGAGGUUUCUGGAACUAUACGAGGAGGAACCGACUAUCUGGAACCCGAAACAUCCGGAUCACAAGAACCGACAUUUAGCACAUGACGCGUGGAAAAGGAUCGAAAUAAAGUUAGACAGCAGGUGGUCCGUAACGGAGUUGAAGAAGAAAAAGGACGCGCUUAUGGCUACUUAUAGGAAACUGUUGCAUAAAUUAAACGCGAUUCAUCUGAAUGGAACUGACGCUUACAGGCCAGAGUGGUUUGCGUUCGACCACAUGGAGAGGUUUUUACAUAACGUCUAUAGGCCUAAUGUGACAAGAAAUCCUGAGGUAUUGAAACUAGAAGGCCCGGUAUUAAUUGAAACCGAAAGUACGAAUCAAGUUGAGAGUGAUGAGUCAAUUGACGAGGAUGAAAUAGACGAAAAUAUCAAAACUGAAGUUAACCCUUUGUCCACUACCAAUUUUACAAAGCAGAUUAGCAAUUCGAAGCCGACAAUACAAUCAAUAAUGAAACGAAAAAGAAGAGUACAAAGUAUGGCGGCUGCAAAAGCUCGCAGAGCUGAAUCAUAUCAAGUUUUCAAGAAAUUAGCCAGACCUCGAUCACUUACCUCAGACGAAUGUUCUUUGUACUCCGAGUUGCUCGCGACAAAGUUGAGAGCUUUGGACGAAAAUACCAGAGCGUUCGCAAUGCUCCAAAUCGAUCACUUCAUGUUUCGCCUCAGGCAAGAAAAGAACGGCAUACAAAAGGCACCGUCAUGCAAUCAAAUGUCCACCAACUCUUGGUUUCCUCAGUGUUUUCCACACUUACAUGUAUCGGACUCGGGGCUUCAAACAUCAGCUCGCUGCGCUCAUCAGUUGCAGCCAUCACCACGUCAUUAUUCUCGACAACCGUCACCUCAGGGUUCUCAGUCGUCAGCAUCCAUAAUUUCGCCAUUACCUCCACCAUCUCCAAGUAUACAGUCUCCCUCUCAACAGUCCCGUGAGGGUUCGCCUCGGUCUAACCAGAGUAUAGAGGAUUUUGAUCCACUAAUGGCCUUGUAGCCAUGCAGAUAAA
Anoplophora glabripennis (Asian longhorned beetle) is the source of this 1077-nucleotide messenger RNA. RefSeq lists its product as uncharacterized. The transcript has 2 exons. Lineage: Eukaryota; Metazoa; Arthropoda; Insecta; Coleoptera; Cerambycidae. Gene Ontology annotation, cellular component: transcription regulator complex; nucleus. Gene Ontology annotation, biological process: regulation of transcription by RNA polymerase II. The record is from RefSeq and is a predicted model, not a curated record. The coding region runs from base 21 to 1064 and encodes 347 amino acids.